AUGGCUACACAGAACAUAAACGUCAUCACCUGGAAUGUAAAUGGACUUCAACAAAACAGAGAACAGAAACGUCAAGAACUGCAAAAUGCAGAUGUUGUUUUCUUACAAGAGACACACAUUGGCAUAGGAGUUGAAAAUAUUCUAGAAGACUAUGAAGAUGAGUGGUACAUUUUCUACACAAAGUACAGCUCCUCCAGCAAGGGAACAGCCAUACUAGUGAGGAAAAGUCUAGAUUUUGAACACAUAAGUAAUGAGAAAGAUCAUUGUGGAGCUUAUGUUGUGUUGAAGUGUAAACUGGGAGGUCAGCUUUACACUCUGGUUAGUGUUUAUAACCAUGAAACGGACACAAAAACUCUUGAUGAUCUUUCAAGAUACCUGCAGUCAAUGGCAGCAGGGCUGCUGGUGAUCGGUGGAGAUUUCAACACGGUUCUCAAUCCAUUUAUUGACAAAAAAUGGAAUAACAACAGAAAUCAUAGAAAGUUGCUCUUAGAGAGGUUCAUGAAAUCGCUUCAGUUGGUUGAUGUCUGGAGAAGAAGGAACCCCAUGAAGAAGGAUUAUACAUACUACAUAAGAGACUCUCCUGUGUCCAGGCUGGAUUACUUCUUUGUUCCAGAAGAAUGUAUGUGGCGUGUCAGAAGUUGUGAAAUCGGAGACUCAAACAUUACAGACCACCGACCUGUGUCUUUAGAGCUCAACAUCCCUGCAGUGCCUUUUAAGGAACAUCCCCAGAUACAAGCAAGCUUGGAACUGCUCAGUUUAAAAAAGGAUCUUUUGACAGAUGAGAUGGGUUCAUUAUUGGAUGAAGAAAGCUCACAUGCAGUCAGUGAAGUUGACAUUGUGUCUGCUGUAAAUUCUCUUCAAGUAUCAGACACACCGAGACCAGAUGGCAUCCCAGUUUCCUUCUAUCAAGACAACAUUCAGGUCAUAAUUCCAUACAUAAAGAUGCUCUAUGAGAGAAUCCACAGAGGUGCAUUUAACUGUUCUGAGAGAUAUUUUAAUGAAUCUCUGAAAAGUAUGCUUAAUCAUAGUCAACACAUUUUUAACGUUGACUAUCUAAUCAUCGCAACUAUUCUGGCAAGAUAUCUAGAUGAUUUCUUGAAGCCUGUUUUAAAGGGGAAGCUAAAAGAUCCAUCUACUCUCAUGAUCACGUCUAAAACACUCUGCACUCAAAGAAUGCUGUGCCAUCUGAAGGAUGAGAUAGAGGAGCACAACCAGUCAAAUUCAACUCUUUAUCAGGACUUUCUUACUCUGGAAAAUCUCCUUGGAGAUUCAGAAGAUUUUUCUGCUCAGAAAGACAACUUGCUGUGUCAGGGCUGCCCUUUGACCCCGGUACUCGUACCUUCAACACUAAAAUGCUAUGCCUUAAAGCUAUGCAAGGAUUUAGAAAAUUAUGCAAUUCAUGUUUUCAAACCAAAUGUGAUAGUCUGCAUUCCACCCGAGGACCUAGAUAAGGUUGAUACUAUGGUAAACAGGACCAAUGAAGAAUAUGAUAUUGAAACACUAUCCAGCGGAAAAAGAGAUAAACUGUUACAUCUAAGCUCCACGCAUAAGGAGUCUGCAGGUGAGGAUUGUGAUGAACUGAAGGAAGAUGAAGACAAAAAUUGUCCUGAAAGUGAUAUGGAGAGUGUGGAGUGUGAAGAAAGUGAUUACGGGUCUAAUGGACAUGAGAAAAAAGAUAAAUCAAUGGAUGGAAGGACGACCAUGUAUGCAGUUGUUACCUUGCAAGACUCAGAUGAGGUGAUGGUGGCACCAACAAACUGGUUGAGCGAAGACAAGAAACAAUGUUACUGGCCCCCAUUCAAAUCACCAGAGAAGUGCAUGGAAGCUGUUAAGAGCUGUCUUGAGCCUUCAACAGGAGGGAAACCAUGGGCGAAAUUAGCUAUUCUGUUUCAAUCAGAAUAUGCCACUUAUGAGCAGGCCAAGGAAAAGCAAGCAGAAAUGAGUGAGCAGAAAGAACAACCUGUAACAGAAACAUCUCCACUGUCUCCUGUGCCAUCACAAUCUGCUCUGUCAGGAAUUCCCUCUCAUGGAAAACCAUCCAUUAAACUGAAUACAGAUAUGUUCGUAUUGAAGAAUGUGAAACAGAUCAUGGCAGAAGUUAGAAUUAGAAUUCAAAAUAUUAACAGCACAGACCAAACAUCAACUGAACAAAAAAACAACAUAUUAGAUGCCAUUGCAAAAAUGGACAAGAUGGAUAAAGACAAAAGAAGAAAGGAAACCAUUGGUGUUUUUGGAAAGACAGGACAAGGAAAAAGCUCCCUAUUAAAUGCAAUUUUAGGAUUAGAUUAUUUACUGCCGUCUGGUUGUUUUGGUGCCUGUACAUCUGUUGUUACUCAGGUGGAAGCGAAUCUGAUUGAUUCCAACUACACAGCAGAGAUUGAACUCAUCUCUAAAGAGGAAUGGGAAAAUGAGAUUACUUCAACUGACAACAGGACCGAAACUGUCAUAGAAAGAAUCACUGCACUGUAUGGAGCUGAUGCAGAUAAGAAAACACUGGAAGAACUAAAGAAAGACGACAAAUAUGCCGAAAUUGAUAACUUUUUGUCUACCACGAUAAAAACUAUUUCACACACUGAAGUAAGGGAAUUUACCAGUGAUGUUGCACGUUACAUACAACACAGUGACUGGUACUGGCCUCUUGUGAAAAGUGUGACAAUCAAGAUACCAAACUGUGGUGAACUCCUGGAACACGUUGUGCUUGUUGAUCUUCCUGGGACUGGAGACUGCAACAAAAUUAGAGAUGACCUGUGGAAAACUAAACUGAGAGAGUGCUCUUCUGUGUGGAUUGUAAGUAACAUCAAUCGAGCUAUUGAUGACAGAGACCCCUGGAGUAUAAUACAGCACUGCAUUCAAGACCUGGGACCAGGAGGAGAGUGCAGAAACAUCGACUUCAUCUGUACCAGAACUGAUGACAUUGAUCCGAAAGAAUAUCUAAGAUCUGCACGCCACUCUGGAGACCACAUUUCUUUAGACAAGAACCCUAAAACAGGGUGCAUAAUUCAUAGGAACAACCGUGCAAAGGCAAUUGUGAAAAAGAAGUUUGAAAAUCUUGAAAUCAUGAAAUCAAACGCCAGAUUCAUUACUGAUGUUUUCACUGUCAGCUCCAGGGCAUACUUGGAUAAAGAUCCACAUCUGGAACCUGCUGAAACAGAAAUUCCAAAGCUGCAGGACGUUCUGAAGAACACUAACAGGAGAAUUAACCGAGAACUGACCAGAGAUUAUGUCAAUGAAGCAAAGGGAGUUUUAUCCUUCAUUCAAAGUGUCCAACUAGAUACAGAUGAAAAAAUGGUGGAGAAAAAAGCUGAAGUCCAUAAAGCUUUGCAGAAGAACCUAGAAAAGGCACUGAAGCAGUUGGAUUGUCAGUUUGAUUUAUUUUAUGCGAUUUUGGAUCAAUGUCUCUCAAAAGGAGUGAAGGAAUCAGUGGAACUGUGUGUUGACACCAAAAACUCCAUGAUUGCAUCUGUUGCACCUGUAGAUAAAAGGGGAUUCCAUAAAACCCUUCAAGCAUUGUACAAGAACAAAGGAUACUAUUGGCCAAAGAACUGGGAUGGACCCCUAGAUCUAAACAUGUGCUUGGCCACACACAUGCACGACAACAUCGAUGAGAAUUUUAAUUUAAUUUUUCCUGUUGAUGGCAAUAACAAAACAGGAAAAUCAGUGCAGGAACAGAUUGAUGAAUUCAGUAUCAUCCAAAGUGGCACUGCUUACUCACCAUCUUCCAUGCUAUACCACAUGGAAAACUUCAUCAAAACAGAGGAAACCAAAGUGAAGGCAUUGCUCAAAAGAGAAGUUGUUGCGAGAAAGAAGGAAAUCUACUCAUCAAUCCAAAAAACAAUUCAGAAUCGAAUGACUGCUGGCUAUGAGCAAGCUGCAAAGUUGAAAGGAGUGAAAGCAAUGGAGAAGAGGGAGGAUAAAAUAACGGAAACAAUUGAAUUGUUAAAACCCAGCAUGUUCAAAGAUGCAAAAAUGGAAGUUCUGAAUCAGUUCAAGGAUUUAAAGGAGCAUAUAUGCAAGACCCUUGAAUCUGAGCUAAAGGGAUCAGUGGAACGCUCACUUUCACAAACCAGCAGAACCACCCUGAUGGAUGUCACUAGAGAGAUUGAAAAGCUGGAGAGACUGUCAAAGCAGCUUAUCUGACUGAGGUCAAGAGCAAGGACAAGAGAAACUGCAUCUUUUUCAGUGAAAGUUAUUUUUAGGAUAAAUGUAUUUGUAUCAUAAAGCAUGCUUAAAGCUCUAUUAUUAUAAUAUAUGUAUAUAUUUUUUUUUUUUUGACCAAACUUUUGACU
Sinocyclocheilus rhinocerous is the source of this 4286-nucleotide messenger RNA. RefSeq lists its product as uncharacterized. Gene Ontology annotation, molecular function: GTPase activity. The transcript is spliced from 20 exons. Lineage: Eukaryota; Metazoa; Chordata; Actinopteri; Cypriniformes; Cyprinidae. The record is from RefSeq and is a predicted model, not a curated record. Bases 1 to 4137 code for a protein of 1378 amino acids.